AUGCAUGUGCUCUCAACCCUCCUGCCCACCCUGGGCGUGCUAGCCCACGUAUCUUCCGCAGCAUACACCCUACGCGAUGACUAUGGUACCUCGGACGCGUUUUUCGACAAGUUCAAAUUCUACACUGACACCGAUCCUACCAAUGGCUUCGUGACCUACGUCGACCGUAACACCGCCUCAGCCAGCGGUCUCAUCAACACAGGAAACGGUGUCUACAUCGGCGUCGACCACACUAACACGGCCGAGAACCCUGGCCGUAAGAGCGUCCGUCUGGAGGGCACCACCACUUAUAAACAUGGUCUUGUCAUCCUCGAUUUGGCGCAUAUGCCCGGCAGUGUAUGUGGCAGCUGGCCCGCCUUCUGGAUGCUCGGCACCAACUGGCCCAACAACGGCGAAAUCGACAUAAUCGAAGGUGUAAACGAACAAACCCAAAACCAAAUGGCUCUCCACACCAGCAACGGCUGCACAAUCACCAACAGCGGCUUCACAGGAACCCUCGAUACACCAAACUGUUUCGUCAACGCCCCCAACCAAUCCCCGAACAGCGGCUGCACAAUCCGAAGCGAAAACACCCAGUCCUACGGCACUGGCUUCAACAACGCCGGCGGCGGGAUCUACGCAACUGAAUGGACUGGUUCCGCGAUCUCGAUCUGGUUCUUCCCUUCUUACGCGGUGCCGGGAGAUAUCACAGCGGGAAACCCUAACCCGGCGUCUUGGGGAGCCCCCACGGCUCGCUUUGCUGGUGGCUGUGAUAUCGAUUCACAUUUCAAUGAUCUGCAGAUCGUUUUUGAUGUUACUUUCUGUGGGGACUGGGCGGGCUCGGUUUGGGGUUCGUCGAGUUGUGCCGGUCGGGCUGGAUCGUGUGUGGAUUUCGUGAAGAAUAAUCCUGCGGCGUUCCAGGAGAGUUAUUGGCGGGUGCGGUCGCUGAAGGUUUAUCAGGAUUGGAGUAGUAGGGGUACUGAGGGUGGUGUUGGUGGAGAGGUUGGGGCUGAUGGUGAGGGUGAGGCUGCUGGCGAGGAUGUGGGUGCUGGAGUGGGUGCUGGAGUGGGUGCUGGAGAGGGUGCUGGAGAGGGUGCUGGUGCUGGUGCCGGUGCUGGUGUUGGCGCUGGUGUUGGCGCUGGUGUUGGUUGGGAUCCCACGGCGUGGUUUGAGCCCCCUGCACCUAGGACUUCUUCUAAGCAUCGUCGCGGACAUUAUCAUGCUGGGCAUGAUCAUGCCUAG
Molecule: messenger RNA, 1221 nt
Organism: Penicillium coprophilum
Lineage: Eukaryota; Fungi; Ascomycota; Eurotiomycetes; Eurotiales; Aspergillaceae
Product: glycoside hydrolase family 16 protein
Exons: 3
Coding region: 1-1221 (406 amino acids)
Biological process (GO): glucan catabolic process
Molecular function (GO): hydrolase activity, hydrolyzing O-glycosyl compounds
Source: RefSeq, a predicted model, not a curated record